CGACCAGACAACUCUGCUCAACUCAUCAAAGUGUCGAACGCCCGGUUAAAUUGCCGACUCCUUUCGCGGCUUCGCCCACCGGCAAGCUCCAGCACGCAGCACGGCAGCACCGCCACUCCACCAGGCGCCAGCACCGCAGCACGUAUUAUCAGUGGUCGCUUACUCGCCUCACGCCCGUCGCCCGGUCGCCUGCUCUCCGCCACUCACCCUUCGGCGGUUAGGCCAAUCCGCCCUUCUCAAUAGUCACCCAACCUUCCCUAGUUCCGGGCUGAACAUCACCACUUUGAGGGUCAAAGAAGUAGCUCUCAAUUCAACUAUCUAGUUCACUUCAUGGGUGCCGGAGCGUCUGCGUGAGACUUCUCGCCACCUCAAACAAACAAACUGACCAUUGUUUUUGGGAAUACACCUAGUUUCAGAAUUCAAGGAGUGCCUUGAUGAUCGUUAACUGUAUCAAGAAUGUGGCGUAAUGGCGGGAGCCUGCUGAGGAGGGCCUCGCUAUUCCUAACCAUACCCGCCUACUCACCAUCGUCCUCAUCAAGCCAAAGCAGCACAAUCAGAUGUCUCAUCAUCGGCUCGAAUGCAGCAGCGUCAAGUCCCAGCGUAUCGAUAUGGAGGCGCAAGAAGGAAAUUGGGAAGGAAGGUUUAAUGGUGGCCAAGGAGCUCAAACGGUUACAGCCGUACCCGAUCCGUCUUGAGCGAUUCAUGAACUCUAGGGUAUCUCGGCUUCUCAAAUCUGAUACGGUUGCCGUCCUCGCCGAGUUCCAAAGACAGGACCUUGUCUUUCUUUCUAUGAAGAUGUAUGAGGUGGUGCGGAAGGAGAUAUGGUAUCGACCAGAUAUGUUUUUUUAUAGGGAUAUGCUUCUGAUGCUUGCAAGGAACAAAAGAGCUGAGGAGGCAAAGCAGGUGUGGAAAGAUUUGAAGAAUGAGGGAGUCCUUUUUGACCAGCAUACAUUCGGCGACCUCGUGAGGGCAUUCUUGGAUGGUGGAUUGCCUGAGGAGGCAAUGCAUGUUUAUGAUGAAAUGAGAAGCUCCACCGAGCCCCCUUUAUCUUUGCCUUACCGAGUUAUUUUAAAAGGGCUUCUUCCUUAUCCCGAUUUGAGAGAGAAGGUUAAGGAUGACUUUCUAGAACUCUUCCCAGGCAUGAUCAUUUAUGACCCUCCUGAAGACUUGUUUGAUGAUGAAGACCCGAGAAGUGAGAGUGAGGAGGAUGAUUGAAAGGGCUUCUUCCUUAUCCCGCUUUGGCGAUUUGAGAGAGAAGGUUAACGAUGACUUUCUAGAAUUCUUCCCAGGCAUGACCCUCUUGAAGACUUGUUUGAUGCUGAAGACUCGGGAAGUGAGAGUGAGGUGGGUGAUUGAAUAACACAAUAAAGCAAUGGUUUUUAUUUUGCUUUGGGAAAUUUUUUAUGUACAAGUGGGUUGUCAAAAUGUACCAAAGUGAAUGCCUAAAACUCGGGAUGGGCACAGGUGACAGGUCAAAUUAGAGAGAUGCAACUUCCUUUUAAAGAGUGUCACAUGUGUUGGUUCGGUCCGAGUUAUCGGCUCCCUUUAUUUUGCGGAAACUAAAACCGAGGAGUAGUACACCCCCAAAGUUUGCCAGAAUACUAAGCAUGUUUUUACUUUGUGGACAAAAAAUUUCUGGUUUGAUUUGCUUUGAAUUGGUCUGGUCUGGUAGAUGUCUAAUUUAUGUGUAUUUAUAACUAUAGAAGUUUGAUCUGUUUAAGUUUGGACUUGUCUGAUUUGUUCUGGUCUGAGAAAAGUUCAAGUAUAAACAACAUCAUAACGAGGAGUUUCCAAUUUAUUUCUAAACCUUUUCUAUGUACUCCACUAAAUAAAUGAGAAAAAUGUCAAAUUGGCC
This is a messenger RNA of Cuscuta epithymum, 1855 nucleotides long. NCBI's taxonomy places the organism in Eukaryota, Viridiplantae, Streptophyta, Magnoliopsida, Solanales, Convolvulaceae. The record is from the annotation of a GenBank genome assembly.